This is a messenger RNA of Mercenaria mercenaria, 2063 nucleotides long. RefSeq names its product zinc finger protein 888-like. NCBI's taxonomy places the organism in Eukaryota, Metazoa, Mollusca, Bivalvia, Venerida, Veneridae. The transcript is spliced from 2 exons. The record is from RefSeq and is a predicted model, not a curated record. Gene Ontology annotation, biological process: regulation of transcription by RNA polymerase II. Bases 925 to 1881 code for a protein of 318 amino acids. Gene Ontology annotation, molecular function: RNA polymerase II cis-regulatory region sequence-specific DNA binding; DNA-binding transcription factor activity.
GGAAAUUCCCGUCUGGUUCCCGCGUACAUAAAUCGAGUACCAUCCACGAUUAGUACGCAUCCAAUGAUAACGCGCGUUCUUAGAAUUGUCGUGACGUUGUGAGGGGUUUCCACUGUUUCUAUUUUAAGUACCAAUGAAACAGGCGCUUACUAAAAUAUAGUUUGACAUCAAUUUCUCGGGAUUCCAUUUUACAAUUAAAUGAUGAAAGUCGAACUUUCGCGAAAUCGUGGAGGACUUUCUUCUUAUUUUAUCAUAUUGACCUGCAAUUUUUAUCGGACACUCGGUCUUGUGAACUUGAUAUAUCAUGCCGGACCGGAUCAAAAUUUACCGGAAAUGUCCGACGGUCCGACGGCUUUCGCGACCUCUGCCAAUGAGAAUUUUGCUAAUACAAUAAAUGUUUUUUUUUCUACGCAGAUGACAAACAAGUAAUUCUGUAGAUGCCAACUUUUUGUCAGUCAGCUUACAGAGACAAGGUGGGACAAGAUAAAGAAACAAAUCCCGAAAAAAGUGUAAAGCAUAACCAUGCAACAGAUAGCAGACGAACGUACGUACAAUAAUGCUUCGGAAGAAAUAUGACAACUACAGAGAAUAAAUGCUUUAAAUGUGACGCGUGUGACUAUGCUCUAAUGUUGUCAUGUUGUGACUAUGCUUUAAUCACAGAAGUAAUCUAAUGACAUAUAUGAGAGUAUACAAUGGAAAGAAUAGCUUCAUGUGUAAUGUUCGUGAUUAUAAUCGCAGCGAUAAUCUAAAAAUUCAUAUGGGAAAAUGCACAUAAGAGAAAAGCGUUAAAUGUGCUUUUUGUGAUUAUACAUGUAAUCGCAGCGAUUCUCUUAAGAUUCAUUUAAUAAACACUAAGGAGAGAAAGGCUUUAAAUGUGUUGUUUGUGAUUAUGCUUGUAAUCAUAAAGGUAGCCUGAAGAGAAACAUGAGAACACAUUCUGGAGAGAAAAGCUUUGAAUGUGAGGUUUGUGAUUAUGCUUCUAAACAUAAAAAUAAUCUGAAAGCACAUAUGAGAAUACAUACUGGAGUGAAACGCUUUAAAUGUGCUGUUUGUGAUUAUACAUGUAAUCGCAGAUAUCAACUUAAGAUUCAUAUGACAAAACACACAGGAGAGAAAUGUUUUAUAUGUUAUGUUUGUGAUAAUGCUUAUAAUCGCAGCGAUUAUCUUAAGAUUCAUAUGACAAAACACACAGGAGAGAAAUGCUUUAAAUGUAAUGUUUGUGAUUAUGCUUGUAAUUAUAAAAGUUAUCUGAAAAUACACAUGAGAAUACAUUCCGGAGAGAAAUGCUUUAAAUGUGACGUUUGUGAUUAUGCUUGUAAUCGUAGCGAUAACCUGAAGACACAUAUGGUAAAACAUACUGGAGAGAAAAGCUUUAAAUGUGAUAUUUGUGAUUAUGCUUGUUAUCAUCAAAGUAGUCUAAAGAUACAUAGUAGAGUACACACUGGGGAGAAACGCUUUAAAUGUGAUGUUUGUGAUUAUUCAUGUAAUCAUAAAGGUAGUCUAAAUGUACAUAUGAGAAUACACACAGGAGAAAAAAGCUUUAAAUGUGAUGUUUGUGAUUAUGCUUGUAAUUAUAAAGGUAAUCUGAAAAUACACAUGAGAAUACAUUCCGGAGAGAAAUGCUUUAAAUGUGAUGUUUGUGAUUAUGCUUGUAUUCGUAAAGAUAGCCUGAAGGCACAUAUGAGAAUACAUAGUGGAGAAAAAUGCUUUAGAUGUGAUGUUUGCGAUUAUGCUUGCAAUCAACAAAGAAGCCUCAAGGCACAUAUGAGUGUACAUACUGGAGAAAAACGCUUUAAAUGUGGUAUUUGUGAUUAUUCAUGUAAUCGCAGCAAUAGCCUGAAGAUUCAUAUGAGAAAACACACAGGAAAGGAAUGUUUGUGAUUAUGCUUGUAACCAUGAAGGUAGCCUGCCUAUGUGAGAUUACAUACUGGAGAAAAAUGCUUAAAAUGUGAUAUUUGUGAUUAGGCUUGUAAUCAUAAAGGUAGCCCAAAGGCAUAAACAGGAGAGAAAAUGAUGCUAUGGGAAUGCAUACUGGUGAAAAAAAACACCUUUAAAUAAGAUGU